AUGAGCUCAAAUCGUAGAGCUUCAAAAGCUCGAAAAUCAACAACUAAUUACUACCGGCUUCCAUUUGAUAAGCACCGAUUAUUUGAUCCAGAUGCAUUUCUUUCAAAGGAUCGUUGUGCCAAUCAAUCACAAAGUACUCAAUCAGGCAGCAGACAUACUGAUAAACUAUUCACUACUCCUCAGUUAGUAUCUGCAUUGACAGGGAUCUGGAAUCUUGUUGGGCACCCAGAAUCUUCUGGCACAACAGAUCAAAGAUCUGUGAGCGAGGAUAUUUUGCACACGGAAGACCCUGUGUGCUUUACUAGGGACCGAGAAGGACACACAUUGACAUCUUGCAGCGAAAGCUCAACUGGCCUCAACUCUCAAACCUGUUUAUCAACACCAAAAUCAAUCCAUGAAGAUCUUAGAUUGCUGAAGAAGAUGUUAAUGCUCCGAUCACGCAGCAACAUGAUCGGUGCUUCUGCCACAUGGAGACAUAUGCAUCUUACCAGUAAACUUGGGAACAUGCAUUAUCAAAAUAUAUACCCCAUGCAAACCAAAAAGCUAGGAGCUUGUGCUACUUCCAGCAGUAUGGAAAUCAAGGAGGGCGACUGCUUCGGAAGGGGUGAUAACUGUUGCAAUCAAACAGGAGACAUGCCAGCUGAACAAUGCACGAGCUCAAGUGAGGAGGAUAAUAUCACGUAUGCCUGUGAAAAUUCUCUACACGAUGAGAAAUUAAACACAGAGGUUUCUAGAGAAUACUCCAAUAUGUCUGCUUGUUCAUCAGAGCAGGUUUGCAAAGAGGCAAGGAUAAUGCUGGAAAAUCAGAUUUCCAGCACAUGUGAACAUAUUCGGCCUGAAGGGUUGACAUGCACAUCUUGUGUGGUUGGUGAUGCUAUUGUUAACCCACCAAAUGUACACCAAUAUACAUACGGGGAAGAUGUAUCUCAGCAGCAUUUUGUAGACAAGCGUUCAUCAGAGUUUGAAUCAUCCUUGGGGCAUCGAUUUCAUGGUCCUGUUGGUGCGAACAAGCAUGCUGCUGCAGGAGCACUAGCUGGGACAGUUGUCAGUAUCUCUCUGCAUCCAGUUGAUACGGUGAAAACCAUUAUUCAGGCUAACAGUUCUGGGCAAAGCUCAUUCUACCACAUACUAAGACGCACCCUUGUUGAGAGAGGUGUCUUAGGACUUUAUGGAGGGCUUGCUAGCAAAAUUGCUUGUUCUGCACCAAUUUCAGCUAUUUAUACCCUAACUUACGAAAUAGUAAAGGGGUCACUUCUUCCUACUUUGCCGAAGGACUACCAUUCCAUUGCUCAUUGUGCUGCGGGUGGUUGUUCUAGUAUUGCAACCUCCUUUAUUUUUACACCAAGCGAAUGCAUAAAACAACAGAUGCAAGUCGGCUCGCAGUAUCAGAAUUGCUGGAAGGCUUUAGUUGGAUGUCUACAAAGGGGUGGCAUUGCUUCGUUAUAUGCUGGAUGGGGGGCUGUUCUUUGCAGAAAUAUUCCACAUUCUAUAGUAAAGUUUUAUGCCUACGAGAGUCUGAAGCAAUUUCUGUUGAAUGCAUCACCUGCUAAUGCUAAACUCAAUUCUGGCCAGACGCUCAUUUGUGGAGGUUUUGCAGGAUCAACUGCUGCUCUGUUUACAAAUCCAUUCGAUGUUGUGAAGACACGAGUACAGUUACAGAUAAUUCUGCAGGAGCAGGCCAGGCCCAAAAUCCAAACAACUUCUGUCCAGGCCAGCCUGACCAGGCAGAAAAGUUUAAAAGACCAGGCUGAAACCAGGCAAGGUAUUUCUCCAGGCAUGCAGGCGAGGCCACAAACCAAACAGACCCUAAAUGCCUUGAGGGCCAAGUCGUUUCUUGAAGGGGAAGAGUUCAAGAUUGAAAAUAAGCCUUUUCCAGAGUCCAAGGCUCUCAGCCCUGUUAGAAAGUAUGAAGGGGUUCUUCAUGCCCUUGCGCACAUUUUUGAGCAAGAAGGGUUACGAGGUCUUUACAGGUCCUGUAACAAACUAGUGUACAUCAUUUUUGGAUACGUAGGCAUUAGACAACCACACUUGGGUAUUAACCUUUUUCUGGCAGGGGGGAAAGGUGUCACUGAAUUGUUAACGUUAAUGUUUCAUGGGUGCUGGGAGGGAGAGAGCUUGGGGCCACGGAGGAGGAGCCCAUUCGAAAAGAAUUUCAAAGUUAAGCGUGCUUGGCUCGGGGUCAUUUUAGAAUGGAUGACCGAUCGGGAAGUAGCUCCCGGGUGCGCACGAGUGAGGACAAAGACCGGUGUUGGUCUGUGGGGCCAGUCCUCAUCCUGUCGGGCGUAA
Molecule: messenger RNA, 2286 nt
Organism: Triticum turgidum subsp. durum (durum wheat)
Lineage: Eukaryota; Viridiplantae; Streptophyta; Magnoliopsida; Poales; Poaceae
Source: the annotation of a GenBank genome assembly